AUGCAGGGUGAGGCUAGGCAUCAGGAGCAGGUCAAGAAAAAUCAAGAGUUUGAGCUCAUGUUUAGGAAUCAGGGGUCCACCAUAAAGAGUCUAGAGAGGACCGUGGGAGAGAUGGCCAAUAGGAUGACUGAGAGGCCAGUAGGUACAUUCCCUAGUAGUACCCAGACUAACCCAAACGCCACUGCAAAGGCAGUGACUACUAGGAGUGGUAGAGGGGUAGAAGUAGAGAAGCCGGUCGAUGAGGUCGAGGAACCGGUUGACGAGGAGAUUGAGAUGGAGACUCCUUCUGGCGAUGUGCACCCUAGGCUGCGCCCAGCAAGUACAACACAGUCCAGCGAGUCUUCGGGAGAGAAGAAGAAGGAGAAGGAGCCACUUAGAGUCUAUAAACCCACAGCUCCUUACCCUGGUAGGCUUUUAGCUAAGAGCGAUUCUGAACAGUAUUCACGGUUCUUGGAGAUGCUGAAAAAACUCCAUGUGAACCUUCCUUUCAUCGAGGCUCUAGCUAAAAUGCCUAAGUAUGCCAAGUUCCUAAAGGAUCUUCUCACAAAUAAGAAGAAACUGGAGGAGCUGUCUACUGUCACUCUUAGUGAGGAGUGUUCUGCAGUCGUGCAGAACAAGCUUCCUAAGAAGAUGACCGACCCAGGGAGUUUCACCAUCCCGUGUCUGAUCGGAGACCUUACUGUCAGCCAUGCGCUGGCCGACCUAGGAGCUAGCAUUAACCUCAUGCCUUACUCCAUUUUCGCUAAGCUCAAUCUAGGGGAGCCAUCUCCUACGCGCAUGAGCCUUCAACUCGCAGAUCGAUCUGUGAAGUUUCCACGUGGUAUCGUAGAGAAUAUGCUUGUCAAGGUUGACAAGUUUGUGUUUCCGGUGGAUUUCGUCAUUCUUGAUAUGGACGAGGAUUCUAAAGUUCCACUUAUUUUAGGACGUCCAUUCCUUGCUACCGCCCGAGCCGUCAUUGAUGUUCUUGAUGGUAAGCUUACUCUUCGCGUCGACGAUGAUGCAGUCACCUUUGACAUCCAACAUUCGAUGAAGCAUACGCCGCAGCAUGACGACACUCUUUACUUUAUAGACACUCUUAUGUCACAUGUGGGUAGUUUUCUCGGUGAGGUUUGCGGUAGAGAGUCUAUAGAGACCCAGAUGUUAGGGGUAGAUGUCGAGGGCAUUGAGUUGACCGAGUUCGACCUAGAGCAGGAUUCACCAUUACCAUCUAGCGAGCCAUCCAUAGGAUCUGAGUGUUCUAAGGUUUCUGAGGUGUUCGAAGUGUUAGAGAGAGAGGCUCCUGAGGAAAAACCAUCAGUGGAGAUACCCCCACCUCUAGAGCUGAAGGAACUGCCAUCUCACUUGGAGUAUGCAUUCCUUGGCGAGGGAUCUCAGUUGCCCGUCAUUAUUUCAUCGAGUUUGACGGAGGAGGAGAAGGAGAGACUGAUGGUUGUUUUGAGGGCGCACAGGCAUGCUAUUGCCUGGAAGUUAGUAGAUAUCAAGGGUAUUAACCCUUCCUUUUGCACCCACAAAAUUCUUAUGGAGGAGGAGUAUAGACCAGUGGUACAGCCGCAGAGGAGGCUGAACCCCAAUAUGCAGGAUGUGGUGAAAAAGGAUGUGUUGAAGCUACUCGACGCCGGCCUGAUUUACCCGAUCUCUGAUUCUGCAUGGGUUAGCCCUGUCCAGGUAGUACCCAAGAAGGGGGGUAUGACUGUGGUGGUGAACGAGAAGAAUGAAUUGAUACCUACCAGGACAGUCACCGGAUGGAGAGUCUGCAUUGACUACCGCAGACUUAAUGAUGCCACUCGCAAGGAUCACUUUCCCUUGCCGUUUAUUGAUCAGAUGCUUGAGCGACUGUCGGGGCAGCAAUUCUAUUGCUUCCUUGACGGUUUUUCCGGUUAUUUCCAGAUUCCCAUCGCACCGGAGGAUCAGGAGAAAACCACCUUUACAUGCCCCUACGGCACCUUUGCGUACCGACGCAUGCCGUUUGGACUAUGUAAUGCUCCGGCUACUUUCCAGCGCUGUAUGGUGGCCAUCUUUCAUGAGCUUAUCGAGGACUCCAUGGAGGUUUUCAUGGAUGACUUUUCUGUUUUUGGGAGUUCCUUCGAUUCGUGUCUGCGUAAUCUAGAUCGAGUGCUAGCUCGUUGUGAGGAGACGAACCUGAUGCUUAAUUGGGAGAAGUGUCAUUUUAUGGUUCGUGAGGGGAUUGUGUUAGGUCACAAGAUUUCACACGCGGGGCUUGAGGUGGAUCAGGCCAAGAUUGAUACGAUUUCUAAGCUCCCGCCGCCUACUUCUGUGAAAUCUAUUAGGAGCUUCUUAGGUCACGCAGGAUUCUAUCGCCGCUUUAUUCGUGACUUCUCUAAGAUAGCUAGGCCUAUGACCCAGUUGUUGGAGAAGGACAGGCCAUUUGUUUUUGAUGCCGAGUGCACUAGGGCCUUCGAGUUGUUGAAGGAGAGGCUUGUUACUGCUCCCAUUCUUGUGGCUCCCGAUUGGAGUUUUCCGUUUGAAGUCAUGUGUGACGCUAGUGAUUCUGCUGUUGGAGCCAUCUUAGGGCAGCGUAGGGAUAAGCAUUUUCAUCCCAUCUAUUACGCUAGCAAGACCCUAAACGAUGCUCAGGAGAAUUACACCACGACUGAGAAGGAAUUGUUAGCGGUCGUGUUUGCAUGCGACAAGUUUCGGUCCUACUUAGUGCUUUCUAAGACCAUUAUUUUUACCGAUCACGCUGCACUUAGGUACUUGUUCGCAAAGAAGGACGCGAAACCCAGGUUGAUUAGGUGGAUUCUCUUGCUCCAGGAGUUCGACAUAGAGAUUAGGGAUAAGAAGGGAGCAGAGAACGUGGCUGCUGACCACCUAUCUAGGCUUGAGAAUUCGGAGAGUGAGCUGUCUAGCGGGGGGACAAUAGGCGAUUCCUUCCCACAUGAGAUGUUGAUGUAUGUGAGGGCCCAAGAAGAGGGCUAUCCCUGGUUCGCAGAUUUUGCGAACUACCUGUCCACAGGAGAGCUUCCACACGAGAUGCCAUACCAGCAGAAGAAGAAAUUCUUUGCCGACCUUAAAUUCUACAUAUGGGAGGAUCCUUAUUUGUUUAGGAUAGGUGCGGAUCAGAUGGUUAGGAGGUGUGUGACUAAACCCGAGACUCGUAGUAUUCUUGAGCAUUGUCAUUCGGGGCCCGCUGGUGGCCACUUCGGGGGAGCGUAUACCGCUAAGCGAGUGUUUGAUUCGGGGUUUUAUUAGCCCACCAUCUUUAGGGACGCCCACGAGUUUGUUCGUAGUUGUGAUGCUUGCCAGAGAGCCGGCAACAUCUCAUCCCGGAAUGAAAUGCCCCAAAACCCCAUCCAGGUGGUUGAGAUUUUUGAUAUCUGGGGCAUCGAUUUCAUGGGACCCUUCCCCAUGUCACGUGGGAGUCGUUACAUCCUUGUAGCUAUCGAUUAUGUGUCUAAGUGGGUAGAGGCGAAAGCUUUGGCCACUAAUAGUGCUAGGGUUGUAGUGAAGUUUCUGAGAGAGUUGUUUUCUAGAUUCGGCACUCCUAAGGCCAUCAUUAGUGAUCGUGGCACCCAUUUCUGUAACUCGCAGAUGGAGAAGGUGUUGAAGCGCUAUGGGGUCACCCAUCGGCUCUCGACUGCCUAUCACCCUCAGACGAGUGGACAGGUGGAGAAUGCCAAUCGUGGCAUUAAGC
Messenger RNA from Helianthus annuus (common sunflower), 3652 nucleotides. RefSeq lists its product as uncharacterized. Bases 1 to 3210 code for a protein of 1069 amino acids. The record is from RefSeq and is a predicted model, not a curated record. The transcript has a single exon. Lineage: Eukaryota; Viridiplantae; Streptophyta; Magnoliopsida; Asterales; Asteraceae.